UCUUUCACUUUUUCAACCUCACCCUUAUCUAUCAUAUCUCUUCUUCCUCAUUUUUUUUCUACUACUAUAUACUAUAUACCCUUCUCUGACAUACCCUAUUAUUUUGGAUCUUUGAUCAUUUAUUUUCUAUUCUAUUUUAUUUAAUACUUAUUUUUGUUUUUUGUUUGUUGUUAAGUGUUUCUUAACAUGUGAGGUUUUAUUCUUUGCCCCCUAAAAUAAAGCAAAUUUUUAUUUCAUUCUCUUUUUUUAAUCAUCCAUGACCGUGUUUUUUGGGAUAACUUUGUGUGUGUAUUUUCGGAAAGUUGCAUAAAGUUGAGUUUUUUUUCUUAGAGAUUAAUUAUAGUAAGUAUUUAUUCAAUUUAUUCAAGGUUUUUUUGAAAAGAGUAUGGUUAGUUUUUUUUUGGUGAGUGUUGUUGAGUGCUAGGUGUUUGAUAUAUUGUUUCAGAGAAGAAACUGAAAAUGGGAUCUGGUAAUGAAGUUCAUUCUGUUGGUGAGUUUAGUUUAGAUGCUAAGUGGAUUAUAGAUCCUAAACAGUUGUUUGUUGGUCCUAAAAUUGGAGAAGGUGCUCAUGCUAAAGUCUAUGAAGGAAAAUAUAAAAAUCAAAAUAUUGCAGUUAAAAUUAUCAACAAGGGAGAAACUCCAGAAGAGAUUUCAAGGAGAGAGGCUCGGUUUGGCAGAGAGGUUGCUAUGUUGUCGAAAGUUCAACACAAAAAUUUAGUCAGGUUUAUUGGGGCCUGCAAAGAACCUGUGAUGGUUAUAGUAACUGAACUUCUAUUAGGUGGAACAUUGCGUAAAUAUCUCUUGAGUAUGCGACCAACAUGUUUGGAUAUGCGUGUAGCUGUUGGAUUUGCUCUUGAUAUUGCACGGGCAAUGGAAUGCUUACACUCACAUGGGAUCAUUCACCGCGACCUUAAGCCCGAUAACUUGAUCUUGACCGGAGAUCACAGGACAGUAAAACUUGCUGAUUUCGGACUAGCCAGAGAGGAGUCCUUAACAGAGAUGAUGACUGCUGAAACAGGAACAUAUCGUUGGAUGGCUCCAGAACUUUACAGCACCGUUACUCUAAGACAAGGUGAGAAGAAGCAUUACAAUCAUAAAGUGGAUGCCUACAGCUUUGCAAUUGUGUUGUGGGAGCUCAUCCAUAACAAGUUACCCUUUGAAGGCAUGUCUAACCUACAAGCAGCAUAUGCAGCUGCUUUUAAGAAUACAAGACCUAGUGCUGAAGAUCUACCAGAGGAUUUAGCUAUGAUUGUAACAUCAUGCUGGAAAGAGGAUCCAAAUGAUCGACCUAAUUUCAGUCAAAUCAUACAGAUGCUCCUUCGGUAUCUCUCUACCAUUUCACCAUCAGAACCAGUUGCUCCGAUGCGGAUGACUUCAUCCGAUAAUAUCGUAUUGCCACCAGAAUCUCCUGGUACAAGUGCAUUGAUGUUUCGACGAGACGACCCUGGUGAAACCCCGAAAGCCAAUGUAGAAGACAGGUCGAAAGGGUAUUUUUUCUGCUUCAAUAGGUGUUACUGAUACCUCAAGAUCACAAAUAGGAAAACUAAAUAAAACCACAUCCACCAAUUGUAACAAAGUAGAAGAAACUCAAUAAGAAAAUGUUGACUAUUAGCAACUCAGAAGGCACCUUCAUUCUCAGCAAGAGUGACAAGUUCUUUUAACAUUAUGAUGUUGACUUUCAUUUUUAUUUGAUUUGAUGUAUGCUCUAGAGAAUUUUGGGGUUAAGGUUGCUGAGAUGUAAAUAGUUCUGUAAAAUAAGGUUCGUCCAAAAGCCUUCAUCUCUUGUUUAUAUAUAUGUGCCAUGGAUAAUAAAAGGGGAAGUGUUUGUAUUGGCA
Molecule: messenger RNA, 1835 nt
Organism: Vicia villosa (hairy vetch)
Lineage: Eukaryota; Viridiplantae; Streptophyta; Magnoliopsida; Fabales; Fabaceae
Product: serine/threonine-protein kinase STY13-like
Exons: 6
Coding region: 460-1518 (352 amino acids)
Biological process (GO): protein phosphorylation
Molecular function (GO): protein kinase activity; ATP binding
Source: RefSeq, a predicted model, not a curated record